Messenger RNA from Thelazia callipaeda (thelaziosis nematode), 2430 nucleotides. NCBI's taxonomy places the organism in Eukaryota, Metazoa, Nematoda, Chromadorea, Rhabditida, Thelaziidae. The record is from the annotation of a GenBank genome assembly.
AUGCCUGUUCGCAGAACAGGAGAAGCUCACCGUGCUCUUGAACAACUUGAGGAGUACCAUGCUUCACUGGUUAGUAGCAGUUCAGCGGAAUUGAAACGAGAAAUCGAGAAACUCAUUAACAAUUUUAAAGGAGCUCUUUUUCAAUCAUUAAUAGAUAUUCAAGAGUUGUAUGAAGACACAUUAUUAAAUGAACGGAAAAGUCUGGAGCAGAAGGCAUAUGAAACGCGCCGAAUAGCUCAACGGUGGGAGACAAAUCCGCCAUUUGGACGUAUAAAUGCUCCUCUUGCUUCACUCGAUUCAAGUUUCCAUCACAUUGAUCAAGCUAUUCCAUAUGCAAAUGGCUCUGAAUAUAAUCUACAGUCUUAUUCUUUGCGUGAGCAGAAAAAACAAUUUUCUCCGGCGGAUGGAUGGAGAUCGACAGAAACAAUUACACAACUAACCCCUACAGGUCAAAUGGUUACAACUACGACGAAUGGCUUAGUCGAUAAUGAUGGUAUUGAAUGGGAAAUUGAAGAGGUGGUUCUGGAGAAGGGGCAUACUGGACUGGGUUUUAGUAUUGCUGGUGGUCUUGAUCAACCUUACAUUGAUGGGGACCCUGCAAUUUAUGUCACAAAUAUCAUACCCGGUGGAGCUGCAGCUGCUGAUGGACGCAUGAAAAUUCAAGACAUUAUUAUGAAAGUAAAUACUACGGAUUGUUCGCGAGCACCGCAUGAAACUACUGUUAACGCUUUGAAAAAUGCUGGAAAUGUUGUUCGAUUGAUUUUAAAAAGGCGACGUUCUGGUCGUGAAAGUGUUGGUUUUAGAGGAAAUAUCUCAUCACCAUAUAUGUCAUCUUUGCAAAACGGAUCACCUCCUGAUCCGGUAUAUCUUCCUCCAGUUCCACCUUCACAUACCUCUUACACGAACAUACCUGUGCAGCGAAGCGUACGAGAAAUCGAAAGACUGGAGCGAUAUCCAGGCGCUCAAAAAAUUGAAUUAUACAAAGGUUCAAAAGGGCUUGGAUUCAGCAUAGCUGGUGGUCUUGGCAAUGAACAUGUAGCUGGUGACACUGGUAUUUAUGUAACAAAAAUUAUUGAUGGAGGAGCUGCAUAUCAUGACGGUCGUUUAAGAGUAGGAGACAAGCUUCUAGCUGUCGAUGAUGUGACUUUAGAAAAUGUCUCUCAUGAUUUUGCCGUAAACACGUUAAAACAAACUGCUGCUAAGGUUACUCUGAUUUAUUUGAAAAAUCCACAUCCUGAAUUAUUACCAGUAUCAAAUUUUGAUGACAAUGGUGGUAAUCGUUCCAUCGGUGUUCCAUCUACUCCUGUUCGCUCUGCUCCGUCACUACAUCAUGAUUCAUUCGAAGCACAGCAGUCAUUUCAUACUUUGCCACCACAAGAACUGCCAUUAGGUCCGCGCGUGGUACAUCUUAAUCGUGGAAUGCAAGGAUUGGGUUUCAACAUUGUUGGUGGAGAAGAUGAUGAACCGAUUUACAUCAGUUAUGUUUUACCCGGUGGAGUAGCCGAUCUUUCUGGAAACGUUAGAAAAGGUGAUGUAUUACUGGAAGUAAAUGGUGUUAAUCUACGCAACGCAACUCAUGCAGAAGCAGCUCGUGCGUUGAAGGAAGCUGCUAAUCCUGUAUCUUUGACAUUACAGUACCGACCGCAGGAUUAUGCACAUUUUGAAGCAAAAAUUGAUCAACUGAGGCGAGAUUUGAUGAGUGGUGGGGUGGUAUCAUUCGGUGCGCCACGUAAAGAACUUUUUGUUAGAGCUAUGUUCGAUUAUGAUCCAGCACGUGAAGCAGGUGUUCCACAUCGUGCUUUACCAUUUUUCUAUGGUGAUAUACUUCAUGUCACAAAUACUGCUGAUGACGAUUGGUGGACAGCUCGUUUGGUUACAGAAAAUGGCGAAGAAGGUAUAGAAGGUGUAAUUCCGUCCAAGAAAAGAGUUGAGAAAAAAGAACGACAACGAAGAAAACAGGUGAAUUUCAAUGCUGGUAGCCAAAGCCUUCCUCGAGGCAUGGAUGGACGGCGUGGAUCACGUUCACAACUUUCAUUUUCGCGUAAAUUCCCGUUUGUCAAAAGCACCGAUAAGCUUAACGAAUUUACUGACAAUGAACUUGGUUCCAGCGAAGAUCCGAUUAUGUCUUAUGUAGCAGUCGAACGGCAGCAAAUAAAUUACCCUCGUCCAGUUAUUAUUUUGGGGGCUAUGAAAGAUAGAAUUAAUGAUGAGUUGGUACUGCGUGAUCGAGAACGAUUUAGUAGUUGCGUUCCACAUACCAGUCGACCUCCAAAACCCAAUGAAAUUGACGGUCGUGAUUAUCAUUUCGUUUCAAAAGAACAAAUGCAAGAAGACGUUCGAAAUAAUCAAUUCAUUGAAGCUGGGCAGUUUCAAGAUAAUCUUUAUGGCACAAGCAUUAAUUCUGUGCGGGAAGUUGCAGAAAUGGUAUGA